This is a messenger RNA of Cryptosporidium ubiquitum, 2874 nucleotides long. RefSeq lists its product as uncharacterized. Bases 1 to 2874 code for a protein of 957 amino acids. Lineage: Eukaryota; Apicomplexa; Conoidasida; Eucoccidiorida; Cryptosporidiidae. Gene Ontology annotation, cellular component: EMC complex. The record is from RefSeq and is a predicted model, not a curated record. Gene Ontology annotation, biological process: protein folding in endoplasmic reticulum. The transcript has a single exon.
AUGUUUUACUUUAGAUUUACCUUCCUUUUAAUGGCAACCUUAUUCUCAAAUUUUUUUGAAAGAACAUAUUCGACGAAAAGAAUUAACAAGGUUGGAAUUGACUCAAUUUAUUCUGUUAUUGACUACUCAGAAAAUAGCUUGUUCUUUUUUGAAAAUGGAAGGGUAAUUUCUAUGAAAAAAUCUACAAUUCUAGGAAAUAUUCAAGAAUAUUCUCCCGAAGAUCAACUUGUUGAUUUUGUUAAAACAAAAGAUAACUCAUUUAUUAUGUUCAUAAGUCAAUUUAAAAACACAAUAGCUUUGAGAAAAAUAGAGGUAAAUGACAUUGGAAAUAUUUUACUUAAUUGGGAUUUAGAACUAGAUAUCUCUGUUUCAAAGUUAACAAGAAAGCUAUUUUCUUUAUCUGGUAAACUCUACUUAACAAUAAAUAAUCGUUACUUUUUAAUUGACGAGUCAAAUGGUCGUAUACUUGAACAAUUUUCAUUGAAUACACACGAAAUAUUUUUACUUGUGUAUAUCGAUGAGAUGGAUAAGCAAUUAACAAUUGUUUAUAAUGAAUUGGAAAAUGAAAUACAAAUUUACGAUUUUAAACCACUUAGCAAGAAAUUUAACAACCCCAGCUACAAAACAAAAAUUGAUCCCGAGAAAAAAAUCUUGACUAAUUCUGGAAUAAUAACAAAUAAUAGUGGAUAUCAAUUCAUAAAUUUAUUGUUUAUAAAUAAUGAAAACAAUUUAGGGUUGUUUAUUUAUAACUUCAUUAAAAAUGAUAAAAAAUACUUAUAUUCCAAGUUCAACCUUUCUUCUCUAAAUUAUAACGUAAUUAGUUCAAGAAUGGAAGAAUUAAUUUUAAAACAAACUAACUAUGGCAAAAUUGCUAUCACAUUAGCAAGUAGAAAGUAUAAUAAAGGAUAUCAAAUUCUUCAUGUAUUUGAAUCUAACUCGAGCUACAUUCUUAAAUCAUUUUCCCCAAUUAAUGAUGAAAUUCAAAGUUCUAACGCAAUGAUUUUUCAAGAUGAAGGAAAUAAUUCUAAACUCAUUGUAAUAAUUGGUUAUAAUGACUUUACAAAUAAUUUAAGCAUUACAACUGUAUUUAAUUAUUUUUCGCCUAUCACUGAAAAUAAAAUUUUUCGAUAUAAUUUGAAAAUUGAAUAUUUUAAUAAAAACAAUAAGAUUACACAUGGUUCAAUUAUUAAAUUGAUAUAUUCGGUUAAUAUGGGUUUACUAUUACAAUGGAAUGACUCACUUUUAGCCUCAAUUUCUUUAAACUGUGAUGAGACAUUAAUGAAGUGCUAUCAACCAAAAAUAAAUGAUAUAUAUGAAGGUGUAAUUUCAUCAAGCUCAGACCCCAAUUAUUUUAAAAAUAACUUUUUGUUUUUUUUAAAUGGAGAAAAUUACAUUUUAAAUAAUACUAUUAAUGAAAGUUCAAAUUUUAUUAAGGCGACAAAUUUGUAUGAUUACUCAUACCGUACUAAAAUAAAUUUAAGUAAUAUGUCAGUUGGUACAAUUAUGUUAACUGUAAACAAGUAUCAUUCGGUUUUCGCUUAUAAUAUUGAUAAUCAUCAGAUAUUAUGGAGAAAUGAUUUAUUAAGACAAAAAAAAAACAUUAAGCUAGAUAAGAUCAAGUUAUUUAUUUUGAAAAAGAUAAUCCCUGAAUUAAUUGUUGUCGAUCAAUUCAGUAUUUUAAAAAUAGAUAUCUUUUCUGGGGAAACUAUUUCAUAUGAAAGUUAUUAUGAGUCAUCAAAGUUGAUAGUUUCAGUUCCUCGUUUCGCAUCUGCUGAACAAAAGAGAGAUUCAAUGUUAAUAUUAUUAGAUAAAGACAACAAAAUAUUAAAAUUAUUGAAUUUACAUAAUAAUAAUACUAAAAUUAAAGAUCAAACAUAUUUUUAUUUUACGAACGAAUCCAAUGCAAUUAGGUGUUAUAAAAUUAAUUCAGAACAUAGUUCUGAAUUACAUUGGCAGUAUAUAUUUGAUUCUGAUGAAACUAUAUCAGUUUAUUCUAUACCUGAAUGCGAUGAAUGUAAGAGCUUUCCAGUGAUUGUAAAUGAAGAAUACAAUAUUGUUAAUAAGUUUGACUAUCCAUAUUUUUUGGGUGUCGUUACGAGCAAAAAAAAAGUGUUUUUAUUUAAUUCAAUUAAUGGAAAUUUGCUAUAUUCAUCAUUUUUACCUCGAGAAUUUGAACCUCCAUUUAAACUUCAUAUUUUCCAAAAUAUUGUUUUGAUUACAUCAUAUCAUUCAUAUUAUAAGAUUCCAGCAUUCGUUAUUCUUGAACUAUUCCAAUUUAUUAAAGAAGAAAAAUAUUCAGGUAUUAAAAUACUUGACAAGUUUAUAUUUCUGAUUUCCCGUGAAAAAAAUGUGAAUGAAUCUAGAAUAUAUCCGGAAAGACCUAUUCAUAUUCAAGAAACUUCUUUUCUAUACAACUACGAACUACCAAUAGAUUAUUCAAUAAUAAGCAGGACGGCCGAAUCAAUAACUUCCAAAAUCAUACUUUUUGGUAGCGAAAAAAACAAUAUAAUAGAAGGUAUUCCUGAAAAAUUAUUCACUACAUUAAGGCCUGGCCGAAAUAAAGUAAAAGACUAUAUUCUAAACAAUAAUCUUCCGAUAUAUCAAACAAUCCUGUCUGAAAGGAUAAAAUUUUCAACAAAAUUUAAUAACAAGAGAAUAUUUUCGUUUCCACAUACUUACGAGUCAAAAAGUAAAUUGGUUUCUAUUGGAUUUAAUUCAUUGGAAGUAUUUGAACUUUGCCCAAAUACUUUAUUCGAUCAUUUACCAAAUAAUUUCAAUUACUACAAUAUAAUCAAUACAGUAUUCUCAAUAUCUGCAAUUACAGUUAUCGCAAUUUACAUUUCAAAAAAGAAUCAAUUAAAAAAAUGGACUUAA